Lycium barbarum (goji berry) is the source of this 540-nucleotide messenger RNA. RefSeq lists its product as uncharacterized. The record is from RefSeq and is a predicted model, not a curated record. Lineage: Eukaryota; Viridiplantae; Streptophyta; Magnoliopsida; Solanales; Solanaceae. The transcript has a single exon. The coding region runs from base 1 to 540 and encodes 179 amino acids.
AUGGGAACAGAAGUUUUGCGGCCACAAAAUUGUUUAAUUGAAAGGUUCAGGGAACCUCGACCGGUAUUCCAUCGCCGGAAAACCGGAAAUGGGUAUCAUAACGGUUACCGGAAACCGGUCAUCAGAACGGAGAAAAAGAAGGUGAAGAACCAAUCUGAGCCGUCGAUUUCGAGGGGAUCUGAGGAACCGAAACCCGUAAUGGGUCAAGUAAUGAUUUUGAGAAGAGGCGAGUCGUUGGAUUCUCUUAACCCAAAUAUCCGUAAGGAGAACGAAACGGCGUCGUGUAACAAGAAGAAACCGGUUACUGAUUUGACGGUUUACGGGACAGGAAGAUUGGGCCCGGAGCAACCCGAAAUGUUGCCCAAACAGAUUCAGGUGGGGCGAUCCGACAUGUAUGCCGGGUCAGCUUUCUCGAAUUCACCGUCACCUAGAUCACUUCCUUUACCUUCUUUCUUCAACAACAACAAAAAGCAAGUUGAAUUUAGGUCGUUUGAUGAUUCUGCUACCAGAGAUUUAAGGCGGUUGCUCCGACUCGAAUAG